AUGACCCUGAGCACGGAGAUGUCCGAUGCCUCCGGCCUCGCCGAGGAGACAGACAUCGACGUGGUGGGGGAGGGCGAGGACGAGGAGGAGGAGGACGACGAUGACGACGAGGGCGGCGGCGGAGGCGGCGGCGGGUCCCGGUUGCCCAGCUCAGCCCAGCGGCGGCGGCGCUCUUACGCCGGGGAGGACGAGCUCGAGGACCUGGAGGAAGAGGAGGACGAUGAUGACCUCCUGCUGGCCUCGCGGCCCGCCGCGUCCCCAGAGCCUCCGGGUCCUGCGCCCGCCCCGGGAACCGGAUCGGGCGUCUGCAGCGGCGCGGGAGCGGGAGGCGGCGCGGGAGGUGGCGCAGGCGCGGGCACGGGCACGGGCGGGGGCGCCAAGAACCCGCUGGUGAAGCCGCCCUACUCGUACAUCGCGCUCAUCACCAUGGCCAUCCUGCAGAGCCCCAAGAAGCGCCUGACGCUCAGCGAGAUCUGCGAGUUCAUCAGCGGCCGCUUCCCUUACUACCGGGAGAAGUUCCCCGCCUGGCAGAACAGCAUCCGUCACAACCUGUCGCUCAACGACUGCUUCGUCAAGAUCCCGCGCGAGCCGGGCAACCCGGGCAAAGGCAACUACUGGACGCUCGACCCGGAGUCCGCAGACAUGUUCGACAACGGAAGCUUCCUGCGGCGCCGCAAGCGCUUCAAGCGCCAGCCGCUGCUCGCUCCCCACGCGGCGGCCGAGGCGCUGCUGCUGCGCGGUGCGGGGCCGGCGGCGGGCGCGGGGGACCCGGGCGCCGCGCUCUUCCCCCCGCCGCCGCCGCCGCCGCCUCCCGCCUGCGGCUACGGAGCCUACGGCUGCGCCUACGGCCUGCAGCUGCCGCCCUGCGCGCCGCCCUCCGCUCUCUUCGCCGCCGCCGCUGCCGCAGCCGCCGCCGCCUUCCACCCCCACUCGCCUCCGCCGCCUCCGCCGCCGCCUCCCGGUGCGGCCGCCGAGCUGGCGCGGACCGCCUUCGGCUACCGGCCGCACGCGCUGGCCGCCGCCCUGCCCGGCCCGUUGCAGGCGGCGGCAGUCAAGGCGGGAGGCCCCGGCGCCGCUGCGCUCGCACGCUCGCCCUUCUCCAUCGAGAGCCUCAUCGGGCGCACUCGGGGUCCCACGGCCGCCGGGACUCACGUCUCACCCGGGGCCGCCAGCGGGACCGCCCCGGGACCCGGGGGCGGAGGCUGCGCCGUGCAGGCGGCUACCGGUCCCGCCGUCGCGCUCACCCGCUCGCUCGUGGUCGCCGCCGCGGCCGCCGCCUCCUCCGUGUCGUCGUCCGCUGCGCUGGGGACUCUGCACCAAGGGACUGCGCUGUCCAGUGUGGAGAACUUUACUGCUAGGAUUUCCAAUUGUUAG
Molecule: messenger RNA, 1374 nt
Organism: Grammomys surdaster
Lineage: Eukaryota; Metazoa; Chordata; Mammalia; Rodentia; Muridae
Gene: Foxd1
Product: forkhead box D1
Exons: 2
Coding region: 1-1374 (457 amino acids)
Biological process (GO): regulation of transcription by RNA polymerase II; cell differentiation; anatomical structure morphogenesis
Molecular function (GO): RNA polymerase II cis-regulatory region sequence-specific DNA binding; DNA-binding transcription factor activity, RNA polymerase II-specific
Source: RefSeq, a predicted model, not a curated record